Messenger RNA from Oncorhynchus mykiss (rainbow trout), 1629 nucleotides. It is a transcript of the gene acot7, whose product is annotated as acyl-CoA thioesterase 7. Gene Ontology annotation, biological process: fatty acid catabolic process; acyl-CoA metabolic process. Gene Ontology annotation, molecular function: long-chain fatty acyl-CoA hydrolase activity. NCBI's taxonomy places the organism in Eukaryota, Metazoa, Chordata, Actinopteri, Salmoniformes, Salmonidae. Gene Ontology annotation, cellular component: cytoplasm; cytosol. The record is from RefSeq and is a predicted model, not a curated record.
UCUUAAACAGUUUAGCUAGCUUUUCCUGUAAAGGGUGACACUGACAGCAUCUCACGGAACUUAUCAUCUGUUGUGAGUUGUGAAAACCAGCUAACCUCCUAAAUAAACAUUUAGAUGUUCGUUCGUUCUGAUCCACAGCAAAAACAGCAUGCUACCCGACUGAGUCUGCAUAUUGCUAUCCUCACUGCACCAGGAGACUUGCGCCAAGACAAGCUCAACAAAGAGCCAGUCAUCAUUAUCAUCAUGUCGGGAACACAAUCGCAAGCCACAGCCUCAUCCCUCCAGAUAUGCAGGAUCAUGCGUCCCGAUGAUGCCAACAUAGUGGGCAACGUGCAUGGUGGCACCAUCCUGAAGAUGAUUGAGGAAGCUGGAUGCAUCAUAGGAACACGCCACUGCAACACGCAGCCUGGGGAUCGCUGCGCAGCGCAGCUGGCUCGCGUGGAGCGUACCGACUUCCUGUACCCCAUGUUCAUCGGGGAGGUGGCUCAUGUCAGUGCCGAGAUCACCUACGCCUCCAAACACUCCGUGGAGGUGCAGGUCCACGUGAUGUCAGAGAACAUCCUCACAGGGGCUACGAAGAUGACCAACCGGGCUGCGCUCUGGUAUGUCCCCUUCUCUCUGGAAGACGUGGACAAUGUCACGGAGGUGCCUCCCAUCAAGUAUGCCAGCCCGGGGCAGGAGGAGGAGGGGAAGAAGCGCUACGAAGCUCAGAAGAUGGAGAGACUAGAGACGAAGGAGAGGAACGGAGAGCUGCUCAUACCUGUGUCUGCCCCGGACAGAACAACAAAAGAGCCCUAUACGGUCGGCUUUAGCCAGUCCAGUCUGAUCCAUCUGGUGGGGCCUUCAGACUGCACGCUGCAUGGCUUCGUACACGGAGGUGUGACAAUGAAACUGAUGGACGAGGUGGCCGGAAUCGUGGCGGCCCGACACUGCAAGACCAACAUAGUCACCGCCUCUGUGGAUGCCAUCAACUUCCAUCGCAAGAUCAUGAAAGGCUGUGUGGUAACUGUCUCGGGGAGGGCGACAUUCGCCAGUAACAAGUCUAUGGAGAUCGAGGUGUUUGUGGACGCCGAUCCUCUGAUAGAGGCUGAGAAGGGGAAGUAUCGGGCCGUCACAGCCUUCUUCACCUACAUCUCCCUGGACAAGCAGGGCAAGCCUCUAUCCAUCCCCCCUAUGAAGCUUGAAGGAGAUGAGGAGCAGAGGCGUUUUGAGGAUGGCAAAAUGCGAUAUCUCCAGAAUAAGGCAAAGAGACUGGCAGACAAGGAGCGCCAACAAUGACACCACAACCCGGAAUACUCCAUCAUCCAACCCACAGCACUUAGAUGGAAAACUUCCCUAUCUUAUUACUAAACCUAAAACUAAAAUAGAUGGGGUCUGACUUGAAAAAAUGUAUGACUUGAAAAAAUUCAUCAUACUCUUCUUGACUUUUUAAUGUAAGCUUCAUUGCUGCACACCAAAGUGUCUAUAUGUGUAUGUAAAAGAAAGGAGAUACGUAUGUAUCUUUAUUUUAUCGUCAAAGAUUUUUAUUUAAGAAGGCUAUCGACGAUCAGUCUGUGUGCAAAGUUAUGGGUCUGUAUAUGCAUUGAUAAAUACAUUUAAAGUAAAUAAAUACUGUACAUGGUAGCCAGA